AUGAACAGGACAUUAUCGGGCCUGCGGUGUCGCAAUUUGCAGCCGAGGCUAUUAAGGACUCACCCAGCUUUGACUCGUAGCUUCGCAGACGCCAAGCGACCACCAUCAGCGCCAAAGCCUAUUGUCGAUAUCAAGCACAUUCGUCAACAUGCAGACCUUUAUCAGCAGACUUGCGUAGAGCGCAAUUAUCGCAAGCAGGCGCAGAACCCAGCUAAGAUUCUAGAAUUGCAUGCAAGAUGGCAGGAUCUUCAGCGACAAGGCCGCGCACUGCGUGAGCGAUCGAAUUUAUUGAGGCGACAACUUGCGAACCCGGCUACUAGCAGCGGCGAUGAGGAUCUUAAAGAAGUGCGACAAUUGACCCGCGAGCAAAUCCAGGAUGAGGCUCGACAACUGAAGCAGAACCUUUCUUCAAUUGAGAAGGGAGAAUCCGAGGCAGUUACACGGAUGGAAGAGCUUGCGCUGGAACUACCCAACCUCACUCAUCCCGAUACUCCCAAGGGAAGUGAGUUUGAGGUGAUGAGCUAUAUCAACGAUCCACCCACUUUCAAAGAAUCUCCUGAAGACAAGAUUUGGCGCUCUCACGUUCACAUUGGAACUGAGCUUGGACUCUUCGACUUUGCUGGCGCUGCUACUGCUUCAGGAUGGGGCUGGUAUUAUCUUCUUGGUGAAGCUGCUCAACUUGAGCAAGCUUUGAUUCAAUUUGCUCUUGCGACAGCGACCCGUCAUGGUUGGACACAAGUAUCGCCUCCCAGCAUGGUAUACAGCCACAUCGGUGCGGCGUGCGGAUUCCAGCCUCGUGAUCUGAACGGCGAACAACAGGUCUACACAAUCGCUCAAUCCGCUGACGAUGCUGAGCGUGGUGUCCCUGAAAUGUGUCUUACUGGAACCUCCGAAAUCGCCCUUGCGGGAAUGAAGGCCAACACUACCAUCGACUCCGAGGAUCUUCCCCUUAAGCGCGUUGCUGUCUCCCGCUGCUAUCGUGCUGAAGCUGGUGCCCGUGGCGCAGAUACCAAGGGCUUGUACCGUGUACAUGAGUUUACCAAGGUCGAGAUGUUUGCUUGGACAGCACCAGAUGAGGACGCGGCUCAGGAUAUCUUUGAUGAGAUGCUCGACAUGCAGACCGAGAUUCUUCUCUCGCUUGGCCUUCACUGCCGUAUUCUUUCAAUGCCAUCCCAUGAUCUAGGCGCCUCAGCAACCCGCAAGGUCGACAUGGAGGCCUUCUUCCCCAGCCGUCGCGACAACUGGGGCGAAGUCACAUCAGCCAGCAUGUGCACCGACUACCAAACCCGCCGUCUCGGCACAAGGACCCGCGUUGAUGGAAAGCUUGCCUUCCCUUGGACCGCCAACGGUACUGCUCUGGCUGUUCCCCGCGUGAUAGCAGCUCUGUUGGAGAAUGGAUGGGAUGAGGAGGCCAAGACUGUCGCCGUACCAGAGUGCCUACGACCUUGGAUGGACGGUAAGGAGAAGAUCGGUCUCGGUGGACGCCGCUCGAGCGUGGACCGUGUGUAG
This is a messenger RNA of Fusarium coffeatum, 1509 nucleotides long. RefSeq lists its product as uncharacterized. The transcript has a single exon. NCBI's taxonomy places the organism in Eukaryota, Fungi, Ascomycota, Sordariomycetes, Hypocreales, Nectriaceae. The record is from RefSeq and is a predicted model, not a curated record. Gene Ontology annotation, molecular function: tRNA binding; ATP binding; serine-tRNA ligase activity. Gene Ontology annotation, cellular component: mitochondrion. Gene Ontology annotation, biological process: mitochondrial seryl-tRNA aminoacylation. The coding region runs from base 1 to 1509 and encodes 502 amino acids.